AUGACAGAAGAAGAGGAGCUCUUGGCCAAGAUCGGCCAGCUUGCCGGCCAAAUCAACCAGCACAAAAAUCAGUCUAAUCCUGCUACGCGCGGUGGGCAUUCCGGCGCUCCUUAUGCUCGACAUGCGCGAGGCGGCUGGAGGCCUUAUCGUGGACGAGCAAGGGGAGCCUCCAGGGCUCUCGCGGGACCGCAUAGAAACCGAACACUUGUGCUUAAUAGCCAAAGCACGCCAUCGGACCCAGCAAGCUCCGUUGCUUCACCAUAUGCAUCUACCGAUGAAACCAGCGACGCAAAGCAGGGCACGAAUAAUGCAUGGGUAGCGAAGAGAGAUCGCCACAUGCAGCUAAUCAACUCGUCAAUAUUUAACCAGGAAACACAGGCUAGGAACAAAGCUAUUGCAGAAACUCGGAGGUUGAAAGAACAGAAGAAAGCGGAGCGAGAGGAAUCGAUGGUCUUGCGGCAUGCCCAAUCCGCCACACAUUUCCCUGAAUCUAGCAAGAUUGCACAGCAAUCUGAUAGAAGGACAUAUACCAUCCUUGUCGGAGAUACACCAUUUCAGGUUGCUCAGGGUGGAAGCAAAUUGGUUUCUCUUUCCAGUACUUGCUUUAAGGGCCCAACCUGCCCGUAUAUCCACGAUCCAAAUAAAGUCGCCAUCUGCAAGGAAUUCCUCCAGACAGACAAUCUCGCUGAAGGAGAGUCAGACGAGGAUGUCUCUAGCGAUGAAGAAGUGUAUGACGAGAUCGACACCGAUGAUGUCGAUUCUGACGACCUGGAAGGGACAGAAGAAAUCACCCAAGGCGUUGAUGGCGGGGAUGCUUCCCAGCAGCUAGACUUUAUUGGGUUCUCAUAG
This is a messenger RNA of Arthroderma uncinatum, 849 nucleotides long. Its product is annotated as zinc finger CCCH domain-containing protein. NCBI's taxonomy places the organism in Eukaryota, Fungi, Ascomycota, Eurotiomycetes, Onygenales, Arthrodermataceae. The record is from RefSeq and is a predicted model, not a curated record. The coding region runs from base 1 to 849 and encodes 282 amino acids. The transcript is spliced from 4 exons.